AUGGUGGAUCCUCAGACUCUGGUUGAAAAGGCCGUAUUUGACUCUCAUGAAUUUUUUGAAGUCCAGAGACAAAAUAAAUUGUUAUCCAUUGUUCCUCAUCAUGCUCCGCUUCAAAGUUCUCAAUGGAGCCUUCCUCCUAAUGAUUUUGUCAAAGUUAAUGUUGAUGCAACGUUUAGUUCUUCAAAAUUAUGUGGGGGUGGCUAUGUUGCUAGAAAUCAUGAAGGGCGAGUUCUUAGUUUGGGCUCUUGGCUAUUUCAAGAUGUUUCUUCACCAGUGGUAGCUGAAAGUCUUUCACUUCGAGCGGCUAAACAAGUUUGUCUACAAUGGGGCUGGCCUAGAAUUAUUUUUGAAGGGGAUUGUCAAACAAUUAUGAAGUUGUGUUCAUUAGCAGAAGCUUUGGCCACGAUUAUUCGCGAUAUUAAGGUUCUUCUUUAG
Molecule: messenger RNA, 435 nt
Organism: Cornus florida
Lineage: Eukaryota; Viridiplantae; Streptophyta; Magnoliopsida; Cornales; Cornaceae
Exons: 1
Coding region: 1-435 (144 amino acids)
Molecular function (GO): RNA-DNA hybrid ribonuclease activity; nucleic acid binding
Source: RefSeq, a predicted model, not a curated record